Neogale vison (American mink) is the source of this 2983-nucleotide messenger RNA. RefSeq names its product dipeptidase 2-like. The record is from RefSeq and is a predicted model, not a curated record. Lineage: Eukaryota; Metazoa; Chordata; Mammalia; Carnivora; Mustelidae. The transcript is spliced from 19 exons. The coding region runs from base 200 to 2911 and encodes 903 amino acids. Gene Ontology annotation, molecular function: metallodipeptidase activity. Gene Ontology annotation, biological process: proteolysis.
CAGAGGAAGAACGCAGCUCAGCCUAGAGUUUUCUGGAAGAGCUAGAGCCACAGGAGCAAGAAGAUAAGACGGAUGUAGCCUCAGAACCCAGAUGCCAGGCCUUUCCUUAGGAGCCAUAUAUCUGACUUCAGUGAAGACCAGGCUUCCACACUGAGGCUCUCGACACUGGCCCCCGCCUCUCUGUGCUGUCCUGAGCAGCAUGCAGCCCCUGGGCCUCGAGGGUACCCCAGCGAUCCGCCGGCGACCUCAGCUACGUCUCCUGCUCCUAGUGCUGCUGCUGCCGCCGCGGCCUAUAACCAGUGCCCAGAACACACCGGGAACCUCCAGCUCCCCGACCCCGCCAGCCACUCCCAGCUCCCCCGCCACGCCGGCUGCUUCCAGCGCCCCAAGUCUGCGGGAGCGCGCGCGAGCCCUGAUGCGGGACUUCCCUCUCGUGGAUGGCCACAACGACAUGCCCCUUGUUCUGAGGCAGUUUUACGGCAACAGACUACAGGAUGUCAAUCUACGCAAUUUCAGCCAUGGCCACACCAGCCUGGACAGGCUUAGAGAUGGUCUCGUGGGCGCCCAGUUCUGGUCAGCCUACGUCCCCUGCCAGACACAGGAACGGGAUGCCUUGCGCCUCACCCUGGAGCAGAUCGACCUCAUCCACCGCAUGUGUGCCUCCUAUUCUGAGUUGGAGCUUGUGACCUCAGUUCAAGCUCUGAACAACACUCGGAAGUUGGCUUGCCUCAUUGGUGUGGAGGGUGGCCACUCACUGGACAGUAGCCUUUCCGUCUUGCGUUCCUUCUAUGUGCUGGGUGUGCGCUACCUGACAUUCACUCACACCUGCAACACACCAUGGGCAGAGAGCUCAGCUAAGGGCAUCCAUUCCUUCUACAACAACGUCACUGGGUUGACCAGGUUCGGUGAGAAAGUGGUCCUGGAAAUGAACCGCUUGGGCAUGAUGGUCGAUUUGUCCCAUGUCUCAGACACUGUGGCUCGGAGAGCCUUGGAAGUGUCACAGGCACCUGUGAUCUUCUCCCACUCGGCUGCCCGAGGUGUGUGCAAGAAUGCCAGGAACGUUCCUGAUGAUAUCCUACAGCUUCUGAAGAAGAAUGGUGGCAUCGUGAUGGUGACUUUGUCAGUGGGGGUGCUGCAAUGCAACCCAUUAGCCAACGUGUCCACUGUGGCAGGGUGGGGCACAUUCCUGAAACUAAAACCCCACAUGGACCUGCGACCUGUCUGGCUAGGGGUGAGAUUGGGAAGACCGCUGCCCCCCACCCCCCUCCCCGGCCUCGGAGCUGUCGGUCCCUGGGUCCCCGGAGCCAGGAAAACAGCCGCGCCGCUGGGUCACCCUACUAGACGGUCGGUCGGGACCCCAUCGCCGCGCUCUACCCCUCGCCGCCCCUCCUUUCGACACCGGCCCCUGCCUACCCGUCCCACCCUGGGCAGCAUGCAGCCCCUGGGCCUCGAGGGUACCCCCGCGCUCGGCAAGCGACUUCUGCUGCGUCUCCUGCUCCUGCUAUCUCUGCUGCAGUGGCGGGUAACCCACGCCCAGACCACGCCAGGAAUCCCCGGAGCUCCAACCACACCAGGAGCCCCCAGCUCCUGGGCCAUGCCGGCCUCCGCCAGCUCCCCGACCCCGGCGGUCACCCCCAGCUCCCGGACCACGCCGGCCACCUCCAGCACUCCAAGAAUGCGGGAACGCGCCCGGGCCCUGAUGCGGGUCUUCCCUCUCGUGGACGGCCACAACCAUUUGCCCCAGCUCCUGAGACAGCUUUUCCAGAACAGACUACAAGAUGUUAACCUGCGAAAUUUCAGUCGUGGCCAGACCAGCUUGGACAAGCUUAAGGAAGGCCUCGUGGGUGCCCAGUUCUGGUCAGCCUACGCCCCCUGCCAGACCCAGGACCAGGAUGCCCUGCGCCUCACCCUGGAGCAGAUUGACCUCAUUCGUCGCCUGUGCGCCUCCUACUCUGAACUGGAACUAGUGACGUCAGCUGAAGGUCUGAACAGCACUGGAAAGCUGGCCUGCCUCAUUGGUGUGGAGGGCGGUCACUCACUGGACAGCAGCCUGUCGGUGCUGCGUGCUUUCUACCUGCUGGGAGUGCGCUACCUGGCACUCACCUUCACCUGCAGCACACCCUGGGCAGAAAGUUCCACCAAGUUUAAACACCACUUCUACACCAAUGUCAGUGGGUUGACAAGCUUCGGUGAGAAGGUGAUAGGGGAAAUGAACCGCCUGGGCAUGAUGGUGGACUUGUCCUAUGCAUCAGACACUUUGGUACGACAAGCCCUGAAGGUGUCGAAGGCUCCCGUGAUCUUCUCCCAUUCAGCUUCCCGGGCCGUGUGCAACAGUGUGCUGAAUGUUCCCGAUGACAUCCUGCAACUUCUGAAGAAGAAUGGUGGCAUUGUGAUGGUGACGCUGUCCAUGGGGGUGCUUCAGUGUAACCUGUUUGCUAAUGUGUCCACUGUGGCAGAUCACUUUGACCACAUCAGAGAAGUCAUUGGAUCAGAGUUCAUCGGGAUUGGCGGAAAUUAUGAUGGGUCUGGUCGAUUCCCUCGGGGGCUGGAGGACGUGUCCACAUACCCAGUAUUAAUAGAGGAGUUGCUGAUUCGCGGCUGGAGUGAGGAAGAGCUUCAGGGUGUCCUUCGUGGAAACCUGCUGCGGGUCUUCAGACAGGUGGAAAAGGUCAGAGAACAGAACAGUGGGCAGAACCCUGUGGAUGAUGAGUUUCCAGACAGGCAAAUGGUCAGGUCUUGCCACUCCCACCUCCUGUCUCAGCCUCAGAGUGGACACGUGGCCACACGCCUCGAGGUGACCAAGUGGCCAACCAGUCAGGUCCUCCAGAGGCCCUCAAAAGCCUCCCCAUACUUUGUUCUAGGUCCCAUGGCUGCUGCCACAUUCUCAGUCCUCACCCUGUAUCUCUGGUGACCUGGCCAUUUCCCCCUGAGGCCACUGGGGGAAAGUCUCACAAAGUGCCCCUCCUGCUCAUCCAGACACAAG